CCGACCGGCCGCCUCACGAACACAGCAGCAGCAGCAGCCUCCGACCCACCGACAUGGCCGCCGGGCGCGGGGGCGGCAGCCUGCCGGAGGACGCGCCCGGCGCCGACCUCUACGCCGUGCUCGGGCUGAGCAGGGAGUGCACCGACGCCGAGCUAAGGGGCGCCUACCGGAGGCUCGCCAUGAGAUGGCACCCGGACCGGUGCUCGGCGUCCGACAGCUCGGCGCGCGUCGAGGAAGCCAAGGAGCGGUUCCAGGAGAUCCAGGGCGCCUACUCCGUGCUCUCCGACUCCAACAAGCGCUUCCUCUACGACGUCGGCGUCUACGACAGCGAGGACGACGCCGCCAACCUGUCGGGGAUGGGCGACUUCCUCGGAGAGAUGGCCGACAUGAUGAGCCAGGCCACGCCAACGGAGACCUUCGAGGAGCUGCAGCAGCUGUUCGUGGACAUGUUCCAGGACGACCUGGACCCGGGGCUCUUCGGCGGCCUCCCUCCGAGCCGCUCUUCCCAGAGCCCGCCCAGCACCUCCUCGCCGCCGCCGCCGCUGCGGCCUCCUCCUGGGAGGAACAACAAUGCGCAAGCACCGCCGGCACGGCUCGGCGGCGUCGGCAAGCGCGGCGGCUCGCCGGCGGCGCACUCGGCGGCGAAGCGGCCGAGGCCCGGCCGAGGCGGCGGCCUGCAACCCGACCUGGGCCUGUCCGGGUUCUGCUUCAUGGAACCAGGAUAGCGCCGCGCAGCAUCUCCCCUGCCCUCCUGCUUGCUGUCCUGCAGUGCAGUCUGCAGAUCCUGUUGCCUUUUUCUUGUUGGCCGUUGAGCUGCACAGCGACGCUUUGAAGCCUGUAGCCCUGUACUGUCUAACUGGUCCUGUCGCUCAACGCGCUUGCAGGUGAGCGAGACGAGGCAGAUGCAGGCGCCCUGCCCCUGGACGACGUGCGAGGUGGGCGGCGGCGCGAGCCGCGACGUCGCCGGCGACGGGAUGCAGUGCUCGUUCCGGCAGAGCCAGGGCGGCGGUGCAGCGCUGUGGCAAUGAACGGGCCGGGCCUCAGCCCCCAGUUAGAGAGAGGCUCAGUGGAGCACUGAUCCCUCGAUUUCUAAUUUUUUUCUCUCGCUCGCGUCAGUCGUUGGAGCUUUGAGAGAACAACACUACAGAAAAGAAGAGGCAAAAUAGAUAUACAGCCUGUUCGGUUGCGCUAGAUUGGCUGGGCUGAUCAGCUCAGCCGCAGCCCAGCCGAACGGUUGGUGAACCUGCUGCCUGAAGCCCCCUAUCGCACACGCACGGACGGCUGAUCGGAUGGGCCAGUUUGGCUGAUCUGAUGGGGGCUAGCGCCAGUCACUUCGGGGCAGCCGAACAGGCUGAUAGUAGUCCUUCAGGAUCAAAUUCAUCUCUUAACUCUCAAAUAUAGUUCCUCAACUUUUAUUUUUAGAUUAGCAUAAGAUUUGUGGAAAAAAAUCCUCUUUGCUCUUGGCACCUUCCCCUUCUAAAAUCAUUUAGGAGACGGACAUCGCAAAGUGUUUAAUUUAAUUUUAAACAUAGAAUUUAUUUACAUCAUAUGUUAUGGAGACGUACUUUACAUACUUA
Panicum virgatum (switchgrass) is the source of this 1577-nucleotide messenger RNA. Its product is annotated as chaperone protein DnaJ-like. The transcript has 6 exons. The record is from RefSeq and is a predicted model, not a curated record. The coding region runs from base 54 to 725 and encodes 223 amino acids. Lineage: Eukaryota; Viridiplantae; Streptophyta; Magnoliopsida; Poales; Poaceae.